Molecule: messenger RNA, 558 nt
Organism: Adineta steineri
Lineage: Eukaryota; Metazoa; Rotifera; Eurotatoria; Adinetida; Adinetidae
Source: the annotation of a GenBank genome assembly
AUGCAGUUCGUAUCAUAUUUUCUAUUUUCUAUUAUUAUUUCACUUAAUUUUUCAUUUGUACGAUCAAAAAAAGCAGUUGAUGAACAACAUUGUGAAGUAUGUAUUAAAACUAUAAGUACGUUUGCUGAUACAUUAAAUGAUGAAGAUAAAUCUAGCGUGGAAAAAAUAGAAAACGCAUUUAAAAAAUAUUGUAAAAAAGUUAAAGUUGAUUCAAAAGAACAUCGACUGUGUUAUUAUACUGGAGCAUUAGAAACAUCAGCUACUUAUGCUCUUGGUGAUUUAUCUAAACCACUUUCAUGGGGUAUACCUGUAGAAAAAAUUUGUCGAGAAAGACUUUUUAAAACCAAUCCACAAAUAUGUGAUUUAAAAUAUGAAAAACCAAUUGAUAUCAAUGGUGUAGAUUUAAAUAAACUUAAAGUAAAAGAUUUGAAAAAAGUCUUAACUGACUGGGGUGAAGCUGCUGAUUUCGUUGAAAAAUCAGAUUAUAUUAGACGUAUUAAUGAAGUUAAAGAUAAAUAUGUCAAAUCAACAACAGAUACAAAUAAAAAAGAUUUGUGA